UUUCAUACUAAAUCGACUCGUGGAACUAUCUAAUAUUUUUAGUACUAAAAUCAUUACUGAAAUUAGCAUAUUGGCAAACGUGUCUUAGGUAUCUGCCGAUCCUGCUAAAUAAUCAAAAUACUCAUACAAUUAGAAGUUAAUUCACGUAGAAUGUUUCUAAAUUUAUGUGGUAUUCUGACGAAAUUCUCUAUAAACCAAAACAACUGGAUGAAAGAUUUUUAUAGCCAUUUUUGUAUGCAGUUCUAUUUUAGAAAUGUUAAUAUGGUACUCAAAAACGGUUUAGUAGUUUUUCUUUUGUCAGCGGCGUUUAAAGUAAAUGCUGCUGAUAAUGGACCUGAAGUACAGACUCCAUUGGGUCGCGUAAGAGGUGUUUAUAAAAAGUCAUUCGAAGGAUACCCAUACAGCUCCUUUGAGGGAAUACCUUAUGCGAAACCACCAAUUAAUGAACUUCGUUUUGAGGAACCUGUUCCUGUCGAACCGUGGAACGAAGUGAUUGAUGCGACAAAGUCAUCUGCCUGUCCACAGCGAGAUCUUAAAGGACUGGGACCUGUCAUUGGGGAAGAAGAUUGCUUAUAUCUUAAUAUAUACGUACCAGGUGAAGUCAAUACUAAAAACAGCUACGAUAUACAUUUCUUAAUUCACGGAGGUGCCUUAAUGAAUGGCUCUGGACAAAUGGCAAGCGAUUCCUUUAUGAUGGAUAAUCAAAAUGUGAUUUUCGUUUCAUUCAACUACAGAUUAGGACCACUAGGAUUUUUAUCAACGGAAGAUAACGAAGUACCGGGAAACAACGGUAUGAAGGACCAAGUGAUGGCUCUUAAGUGGUUACGAGAUAAUAUCCACUCAUUUGGUGGAAAUCCACAAUCUAUUACCAUAAGUGGAUUCUCAGCAGGGGGAUCAUGUGUCCAUCUUCUUUAUUUAUCACCUUGGUCAAAAGACCUCUUUAUUAGAGGAAUUUCCAAUAGCGGUUCAGCUAUCAGUCCUUGGUUUCUUAAAGAAAAACCUCUAAUAUUUGCCCAAAAACUGGCUGCAGAUGUCGGCUGCCCGACAUCACCCACAUCAGCAUUAAAAGCUUGCCUGAAAGAAAAACCUGCGAAUCUAUUGAUGGAACAAAUCGAGAAUUUUAUGGAGUAUGUUCAUUUGCCAAUAUCGCCUUUCGGAGUUGUAAUUGACACAUGGGCAAACAAUCCUUUUUUGCCCGAACAUCCUUAUAGUUUGUUGGAGCGUGGGAAAAUAUUGGAUUUGCCAUGGAUUGUUUCGGUUAAUAGAGAUGAAGGAAUAUUCCCAAGCGGAUAUUUUUGUACAGAUCAAGAAGCAAUAAACAGAGAUUUUCUAGACAAAGCCCACUUAUUGCUGGACUAUAACUAUACAUAUCCAGAAAAAGAUAGAAAAAUAUUUGCCAAGAAGAUCAGGGACUUCUAUUUUGGACAAAAUGAUAUAAGUGAAGAAAAUUUUGAUAAACUAACGCAGAUGUUUGGUGACCGUUUAUUCAAGUCUGGUAUCGAAAUCUCUGCAAAGCUACAAGCUAGCGCUAAUAAAGAAUCAGUCUAUGUAUAUUUCUUCAAUUAUGAUGAAAGUAUUAAUAAAUUAGCUGAUUUCUUCUGCCCAGAAAUGAAAGUUAGUGGUAUUGCCCAUUGUCAGGAUACUGUAUUUGCAUAUGGAUGUUUCUUAUUUCAUGAAUUAGCCGAGAAUGACAAACAUAUGAAGAAAAUAUUUAAUAUUUUUAUGAAUUCAUUUAUUAGUAAAGGGAAACCUUUUAUCAGUGAGAACUUAGAAUGGUUACCAACCAAAGGAAACAAUCUGUCAUUUAUGAAUAUUACCAACGUUGACAAUAUUAAAAUGGAUACAGCAGCUUCUUUGUAUCCCACAGAUAUCUGGUCUGAACUAAAUAAAUCUGAAUUCCAGAAUUAGAAUGUCCAAAUGAAGAUAAAAGGAAAAACAAAUAACAAAUAAUAUAACAAAAUUUUGUACAGUCGGAAAAAUGAAAGAAUACCCAUGAACGAACAUAUAAAACACGCUGUAUUUUCCUGUCACCGUGUCACAAAGAAAAUUGUCCAGUGCAAGUACAUGCAACAAAAAUUAUUACAUGUACUUGCGCUGCCAAUUUUUUGUGUGACAGGAAAUACAGCGUGUUUUAUAUGUUCGUUCAUGGGUAUUCUUUCAUUUUUCCUACUGUACUAUAGGUGAAUUGUUAUUGAAUAUUUUUAUACAGAUUAAACAGUUCUCAAAGAUGAUAAUAUAAAAUGAUUAUUAUGGUAACUACAACCUUUUUGCUGAAAGUUUUUUACUUUGCUUUUACUUUUAAAUUAUUUUGUUGUAUUUUUGUGAUACAAAGUAUUACAAAGAAAUUAUAAAUUAUAGAAUAUUUGAAAAAGUUAUACCUAGAUUAUUUUUAACAUUAAUAUUACAAAAGAGUGAGAAUAAAUUGACAAUAAUGCGACAAUUUUUCGAAAAAUUGUUUCUUGGCAAUAGACACGAGAGCCCGGAGGGCUCGAGUAGCUAUUGCUUAUUGGAAACAAGUUUAAGAAAGAAAAUUGGAGCAUUAUUCUCAAUUUAUUCUCACUCUCUUUUCAAUUUUUUCUUACUAUCGUGUGAUAUUCGAUAGAUUAUUUUUUAAUACUUACAUAUAAAAUUCAAAUCUUUCUAUAAAAACAUUCAGUGACAUUCAUCCUAAUUAAUGCGACACACAUUUUUCAACUUGUCAAAGUAAACAGCACAGUUUAGCAAAUAUUUAGACGAAUAUAAGAAUAAAAUAUAUAAACUUA
Diabrotica virgifera virgifera (western corn rootworm) is the source of this 2762-nucleotide messenger RNA. RefSeq names its product venom carboxylesterase-6-like. Bases 151 to 1908 code for a protein of 585 amino acids. NCBI's taxonomy places the organism in Eukaryota, Metazoa, Arthropoda, Insecta, Coleoptera, Chrysomelidae. The transcript is spliced from 10 exons. The record is from RefSeq and is a predicted model, not a curated record.